CCCUGCGCGAAUGGAUAUGUGUGGAGUCAAUGACGUUGGCAAAUUACAGAUCUCCGACUUUCGUAGAUUGGAAAAUUGCCCAAUGCUCAUUUCUCUUUUUCCUAUUUUCCCUCUCUCCAUAGCUCAUUGUCUAUAAAACCUCACUCAACUUCACUGCACUGUCCAAUCCAUGCUCUGCAUCUCGCCUCACAUGAACCUCUGUCUAUAGAGACGGCACCUCAGAUCCCUUCACUUCUUUAUUUUCCUUCCAUAGGAAAAUGAAGAAUCUCUCUUCAGCACUUCCCACUUGCUUCUCUCUGCUUAUACUACCACUGUUGUUCUUCUUUUUGUCCUUCACAUUGUGUUUUGGAGGAAAUGUCACUUAUGAUUCUCGCUCUCUCAUCAUCGAUGGCCAGCGAAAGCUUCUCAUCUCUGCUGCCAUUCAUUAUCCUCGUAGCGUCCCUGGGGUUAAUGUGGUACAAACAGCAAAAGAAGGAGGGGUGGAUGUGAUCGAAACAUAUGUGUUCUGGAACGGUCAUGAACCUUCCGUCUCCAAUUACUAUUUCGAGAAAAGGUUCGAUCUGGUCAAGUUUGCGAAGAUUGUUCAGCAGGCCGGGUUGUAUUUAAUUCUUCGCAUUGGCCCAUUUGUUGCUGCAGAAUGGAAUUUUGGGGGAGUACCUGUUUGGUUGCAUUAUGUUCCUGACACCGUCUUUCGAACUGAUAAUUAUAACUUCAAGUAUCACAUGCAGAAAUUCAUGACUUACAUAGUGAACCUAAUGAAGCAAGAGAAGCUUUUUGCGUGGCAGGGAGGUCCCAUCAUCUUGACUCAGGUUGAAAAUGAAUAUGGAUUCUAUGAAAGCUUUUAUGGAGAAGGAGGGAAGCGGUAUGCCAUGUGGGCAGCUGAAAUGGCUGUUUCUCUAAAUGCUGGUGUGCCUUGGACAAUGUGCCAGCAGUUUGAUGCUCCAGAUAUUGUGAUAAAUACUUGUAAUUCCUUCUACUGCGAUCAAUUUAAACCUAUUUUUCCAGACAAGCCUAAAAUUUGGACUGAGAAUUGGCCUGGAUGGUUUCAGACAUUUGGGGCCCCUAAUCCUCACAGGCCACCUGAAGAUAUUGCUUUUUCUGUUGCUCGUUUCUUCCAGAAAGGUGGCAGUGUACAAAAUUAUUACAUGUAUCAUGGUGGAACAAAUUUCGGUCGCACUUCAGGCGGACCAUUCAUUACAACAAGUUAUGACUACGAGGCACCAAUAGAUGAAUAUGGGUUACCUAGGCUUCCAAAAUGGGCACACCUUAGGGAACUCCAUAGGGCUAUUAAAUUAUGUGAGCAUACGAUGCUGAACAGUAACCCAGUUAAUCUGUCACUUGGUCCUUCCCAAGAGGCUGAUGUCUUUGCUGAUGCAUCAGGAGCAGGCGUUGCCUUCCUUGCUAACACAGAUGAAAAGAAUGAGAAGAUUGUUGAAUUUCGGAAUAUGUCAUAUCACCUGCCUGCUUGGUCAGUUAGCAUUCUGCCUGAUUGCAAGAAUGUAGUAUUCAAUACUGCAAAGGUGAGUUCCCAGACAUCUGUAGUUGAAAUGGUACCUGAGGAUAUGAGGCCAUCAGAUAAAGUCUUGAAAGCUCUUAAGUGGGAAUCAUUUGUGGAGAAUGCUGGGAUUUGGGGAAAUCCAGACUUUGUUAAGAAGGGUUUUGUGGAUCACAUCAAUACCACACAAGAUACCACUGACUACCUCUGGUAUACAACAAGUAUUAAUGUCAGCGAACGUGAAGAGUUCUUGAAGAAGGGAAGCCGGCCAAUUCUUCUGAUUGAGUCAAAGGGUCAUGCUCUUCAUGCUUUUGUGAAUCAGAAACUUCAAGAUUUUGUUGGAAGUUGGCGUUUAGUAGCAGCACAGCCCAUAAAGGAGGAAAGAAAAAGAAAAUUGAAACAUUAAUCCAUAGAUAUUUCUCAUUUUCCGGCAUUGCAAGCUUUGCUUGCCUGAUGUUUUAAGCUUGUAAUACUUGUACGGAAGGUUUUUCUUCCUUGAAUUGGUCUAUCAUGAACUAAGAAUUUUAUAGGUUGAAUCUACAUGUCUUCUUAUUUGUACAUUUUUCUUUUGGUUUAUAGUAAACUAUCUUUCUGUGA
This is a messenger RNA of Manihot esculenta (cassava), 2092 nucleotides long. RefSeq names its product beta-galactosidase 10-like. The record is from RefSeq and is a predicted model, not a curated record. Gene Ontology annotation, cellular component: vacuole; cell wall. Bases 258 to 1901 code for a protein of 547 amino acids. Gene Ontology annotation, molecular function: beta-galactosidase activity. Gene Ontology annotation, biological process: carbohydrate metabolic process. NCBI's taxonomy places the organism in Eukaryota, Viridiplantae, Streptophyta, Magnoliopsida, Malpighiales, Euphorbiaceae. The transcript has 14 exons.